Bubalus bubalis (water buffalo) is the source of this 2941-nucleotide messenger RNA. RefSeq names its product prostaglandin D2 receptor 2 (gene PTGDR2). Lineage: Eukaryota; Metazoa; Chordata; Mammalia; Artiodactyla; Bovidae. The transcript is spliced from 2 exons. The coding region runs from base 138 to 1373 and encodes 411 amino acids. The record is from RefSeq and is a predicted model, not a curated record. Gene Ontology annotation, cellular component: plasma membrane. Gene Ontology annotation, biological process: positive regulation of cytosolic calcium ion concentration; phospholipase C-activating G protein-coupled receptor signaling pathway; inflammatory response. Gene Ontology annotation, molecular function: complement receptor activity; G protein-coupled receptor activity.
UAAAUAUACACGCACUGACUCUGGGGCUAACAGCUAUUUCCUCCCUCAGCCUCCCUCCCCUCUGUCUGCCUGCCCACUGCCUCCUGUCUGCCUCGAGGAGCUGACUGCCUCCGGGGCUGGAAUCCUGUGUGCCCUCUAUGCCAGAGCCCACCAUGUUGGCCAAUGUCACGACGAAGCCGCUCUGUCCCCUCCUGGAGCAGAUGAGCCACCUCCAAAGCCACAGCAACUCCAGCAUCCGCUACAUGGACCACGUGUCGGUGCUGCUGCAUGGGCUGGCCUCGCUGCUGGGCCUGGUGGAGAACGGACUCAUUCUCUUCGUGGUGGGCUGCCGCAUGCGCCAGACCGUGGUCACCACCUGGGUGCUGCACCUGGCCCUGUCCGACCUGCUGGCUACAGCCUCCCUGCCCUUUUUCACCUACUUCCUGGCCGUGGGCCACUCCUGGAAGCUGGGCACCACCUUCUGCAAGCUACACUCCUCCAUCUUCUUCCUCAACAUGUUUGCCAGCGGCUUCCUGCUCAGCGCCAUCAGCCUGGACCGCUGCCUGCAGGUGGUACGGCCCGUGUGGGCGCAGAACCACCGCACGGUGGCCGCGGCCCACAAGGUCUGCCUGGCGCUCUGGGUCCUGGCCGUGAUCAACACUGUGCCCUACUUCGUGUUCCGGGACACCAUCCCGCGGCUGGACGGGCGCAUCAUGUGUUACUACAACGUGCUGCUCCUGAGCCCUGGGCCGGACCGCAAUGCCACGUGCGACUCGCGCCAGACGGCCCUGGCCGUCAGCAAGUUCCUGCUGGCCUUCGCCGUGCCGCUGGCCAUCAUCGCCUCGAGCCACUUGGCUGUGAGCGCACAGUUGCGCCACCGCGGCCGCCGGCGGUCCAGCCGCUUCGUGCGCUUGGUGGCGGCCGUGGUGGCUGCCUUCGCGCUCUGCUGGGGCCCCUACCACGUGUUCAGCGUGAUGGAGGCUCGGGCGCACGCUAACCCUUCGCUGCGGCCGCUCGUGUGGCGCGGGCUGCCCUUCGUCACCAGCCUGGCCUUCAUCAACAGCGUGAUCAACCCGCUGCUCUACGUGCUCACCUGCCCCGACGUGCUGCGCAAGCUGCGGCGCUCGCUGCGGAGCGUGCUGGAGAGCGUGCUGGUGGACGACAGCGACCUGGCCGCCGGGGGCAGUAACCGCCGCCGCCGCCGCGCCUCCUCCACCAACGCCUCGGCUUCCUCCUUCUCUGAGAGCAGCGGCCACCGCCUGCAUGCGCUCUGGCCCGCGCGCCUGCUCGACUGGCUGCGGGGCGACCGCGCGGCGCCCCCGCAGAGGGACCGCACCCCAUCCCAGGACGAGCGGGGCCCCCUGAACCGGGCGCUGAGCACCACCUCGGGGUAGGAGGCGCGGACCCGAAUAGCCCGGCUUCAGAACCAUUCCAUUCUCUCCGGGGAGGCAGGGGCUGGGAACGAUCGCGCGUAGUAGCUUCCCCAGGGCCCGGACGUCCAAAUGUAGAUACCCCGGCUCUUAGUCUAAGGGAGGCUAAGGAAUCUAUCUGCGUGUUAAAGCCCCCCAUGUGACUCAGCGAAUUCUUUUCAGAAAAGAAGUGAGUUAAAGCAGUGCUUCUCAAUUAUUAUCUCAAUCUCAAUUAUUGCGCGGGAGUUAUCCAGGGAUUCUGUCUGAUUGACCUGGCCCGGCCGAGGGCGUGCGGCGGGGCUGGGGAGGGGGGUGCGACUGAAAUUCCGUGUUUCCAACAAGUUCCCAAGAGUAAUGCGAGGCUAAAACCCCAAGACGUCUCAAGCUAGGGUAGUGGAUACACGGGACGCAUCUCCCUGGAGCUAUUUUAGCAGGUGAUGGGUGAGGUCGAGUUUUACAUUAAACCAGUCAUGUAGUUUUGGAGCAGAAAGUGAGAGUAAAGGUUUGGUAAGUGCUGUUUGGGGCUAACCUUUUCACUGUGGUCGUUUAGGUGUCAUUUACUGACCUAUAUACGCUUUAUCUCAGUCUGGGGAAGAGGGUCAAGUUCUAUUAGCCACACUUUUUAUUGAUACCAUGUGCAAAUUGCAGUGCAGGAAGGUUAAAUAACCUGCCCAACAUAGAGGAUCUGCAUACUAACCAUUGGCAUUUACCUGUUCAAUUACUAUUAGUAUGUGAAAGAGUCCCCCUAACCCCCACCCCAUACCCAAGGUCCCUAAGAUAGUAGCUGCGUGGGAGCCCCCAUCUCUGUCUGCCCCAGCACUGCCCAAAAUAGCAAAAGCAAGGGGUGCUAUGGUCAAAUGUUCGGGAAACCUGGGCUAAAGUACAGUGAGUAUCUGUACUGAGGUCUGUAGUGUUUGAAUGUGCCUGGCAACCUCUGAGACCACAGCCUUUUUCUGAGCUCACCUGAUGUAUGUGUCGGCCUUCAGUUCCGUGGGAUGCCCUCCGGGCAAUGCUGGUAACCCCCAGAUCUGUGCAUCCCUCUCCUCCUGACCUCACAGGGGCUGCACCUCUGACCCUCAGUUGGCAGGUGCGAGGGGUAACUUACUGCAGCACCUCCACUAUCCUGUCUGUUUGGCUCAGCAUCCCAGGCCUGGUGCAUUUGGUGCAGUACACGCCUGGCUGAUGGAAUACCCAUGGAAGAGCCGGGUGAGAAACUUCUGGGACAUGGUUCAGGGCUCCCUGUACUACCACCUGCAGCUGGGCUCCCAGUGUUGAUUCAUUUGUUCCCAUGCUAGGCAAACUGAACAGUUGAUGGACAGCUGACUAAACAGACAUCCCAUCCUGAUGCCUCACCCAUGUUCCCUCCUUCCUGCUCCCUUGCUUCACUCAGCACUUGGCACCAUCUGACACAUGAUACACUUUAGUUGUUCAUUAUGUUUUAUCCAUCAGAAUGAAAGCUCCUUGAAGGCAGGGACUUUUGUCUGUAUUCCCUGCCACCUGGAAUUGUGCUGGCACACAGCAGGUGUUCAAUAAAGAUUUUUUGCUAGAGACUG